Messenger RNA from Eurytemora carolleeae, 3290 nucleotides. RefSeq names its product monocarboxylate transporter 12-B-like. Lineage: Eukaryota; Metazoa; Arthropoda; Copepoda; Calanoida; Temoridae. Gene Ontology annotation, molecular function: monocarboxylic acid transmembrane transporter activity. The transcript is spliced from 29 exons. The record is from RefSeq and is a predicted model, not a curated record. Gene Ontology annotation, biological process: transmembrane transport.
AUUGCAUAUGCAAAAAAACUGCAAGGUUCAAGCGUCUUAAAUUUGUUUUAAGAAUUUGAAUUUAUGCAAAGUAGACGAUCUAACUCCAAGAUUUAAAAAUAUUCUGACACCGUUUCUUGUGAUAUAUUGUCACCAGAGCAUCAGAGGAAUCUAAAAUGGCGGGGAUUGGAAAUGAGAAAAAUGCGGGAGAAUAAAGUUUGAUUUGGUUUGGGAAAAUGUGAUUAAUUGAAAUGAUAUUACGUGGCGUUACGCGGAGAAAACAUGGCGGCGGUCAGAAUUCGCCAGAAAAUGAGCAGCAUUGGAAUAGACGAAAGGAAAAUGCUGAGAUCUCAGUCUAUGCCACAUGUCAUUGAUAUAAAAACGAAGCUGCGUCUGUUUAAACAGGACAGCACUGUCUCCCAGGACAGUAACUCUGGAUACAAGGAUAGCGGAAUAGAAGAUGGAGCCCUAGAUAGUCAGAUUGGUAGUCAGCUAGGCAGUAACUUUGAUAUUCAGGCCGAAUUUCCUUCACUUCCAAGCAGUCAUGCACUUCAGCAGGACUACCCUAGUGGUGAUGAUCUACCCAAUGAACAGCACUCAGUAUGUACCUGCGACGAUGCAGAUCAUAAUCGGCAGCCUGAUCAGGUAAAAGUGAUCAUCUCUAAAUCAGGAAACUCUCUUGUGCUCGGCGCCACUGCUGCAGAUCAAAAAAUUAAAGAAUUCAGGACCCUGAAACAACACUACUAUCCUGAGGGGGGAUGGGGCUGGGUAGUGGUGAUCACAGCAACUCUAGUACAAACAUUAGGAUACGGAGUACAGAUUGGACUAGCAGUGCUUUUCAUUAGACAUCUAGGUCGAAUACCAAAUUAUCUAGUUCCUCUUUCAUUAAUCUGGAAUCCUUCCACAGGUUGGUUGGGAGCUUUAUCUACUUGUACCUCACUAUUCAUUUCUCCUGUCACAUUUGCUUUCUGCAGGAGGAAAUCUACAAGGUUAACUGCAGUGAUGGGUGGACUAGUUACUGCAUUAGGUUGCUUGUUCACAUCAUUUGCAAGUCAAUUUCAUCAAUUGUUUUUUAGUUACGGACUAAUUGUAGGAAUAGGAGUAGGGUUGAUAAGAGAUACCUCUACUAUUAUGGUCGGACAAUAUUUUAAAAGAAGGAGAAACAUGGUUGAAAUAUUAGUAGUUUCCGGAAGUGGAAUCGGUCUGAGUACAAUGUCAUUGUUUUUAAGAGGAGCAAUCAGGGAGAUUGGUUGGAGAAUAGGAUUACAAACUGUUACAGGGGUCGUAUUCCUCACUUUUAUUCUAGGAAUGUUUUACCGGUCUGCCACCCUUUACCACCCACAGAGAAGAGCAAUUCUUCACUUAAAAAACCAAAAACGAAAAAUCAAAGAUAAAAACAAAAAGCAGGAGAAACCACCAUUCUUCGACACUUCUUGUCUCAAGAGCAGAACAGUUCAGAUCCUUCUAGGCAGAUUUACAAUCAAUCAAUAAUUUUUAUUUAAGGCGCAUCAAGCGAGCCAGGAAGGGUUAAUUGAAACACAAAUUUUACUGUUGCAAACAUAUCUUGGAUUGGCCUGGGUGGUUGGAUGCUUUCUUCUUGGUUCUCUAGUUGUUCAAAAAUCAACUGAUUGUAGGAUAGGCAGACAGUAUCUUUGUCAGGCGUGUAUCCUAAUCUGUGGAAUCUGUAUCCUGGCUUUAACAGCAGUAGAAGGAUAUAAUGGAUAUGUUAUAUUUGUCUGGGUGUACGGAGUCUUUUUAGGAAAUUAAAUCAACAUUUUUUAUAUCUAUUUAAAAAAAUUUAGAAAUUAUGGAAUUUUUAUAAAACUAAAGACCCAAGCUUAAAAGUUUCUGAUUUAACUUAUCUUUAACCAAAGUUUUCAACAUUACAAAUAUUACAAAAUGUUGCCUAAAUCAGGUGGUUAUCACUAUUCUUUAAAAAUGUACGUGUUUGAAAAAGUAAGAGCAAGAAACUUUGGCAGGGCGUGGGGGUAUAUUCAGUUUUCCCAGGCCUUACCGAUUGGAAUUGGGAUCCCAAUAUCAGGCUACAUCAAUAUAGGAUGUGGAGGGAAGGCCGGAUACUAUUUUAGUGCUAGUUGUGUUCUGUUAGGAAGUUUUGCUUUGUUCCUAAUUGACGUACAUAAACGCAGGCUUAGGAAACGUCAUAGGCAUAGGCAUAGAACACUUCAUGGAACAGAAUCAGAGCUAAUCUCUGAGCGGACCAAUGAGACGUCAAUACACUCUGCUCCAGAUAGAAAAAUAUCCUUCCCCGAAGACGAGGAAUAUAUUCAGCCCCUUGGUAUAGGGUUCCUAGCUAGCCAGAACUCAUUAGAUGAUUUAUUAGAUUUGAAGAAACCUGAGUUGACUUGUAUCUCUGAGGAGGGUAUAGCUGAUAUGGAUAUUCCUGAUAACCUUCUUGAUGAACUAGAUUUCCUGGAUAACAUUACUUCAUGUGCUAAGGUUGAGAACUGUGUCAUGCUGAGUGAGUAUGAACAGAAUUUGAUCAUGGAUAUGGAAGGACCGGUCAGGAAAUCUAGAAAAUGGUCACUUGUCAAGCAACCCAGCAGCCUUUUUCAAGGACGGGCACUGGAAACCUUAACUGAAGAUGUUGCCGUGAACCAUUCUCUACCGCCAAAUAUUAACCCAGUUCCAAUUCUUGAACGAAGACGAUCUGGACUUAGAGAAGUUCCGAAGUUUAGAAAUGGACCUUGGCAGCUGCUUCCAGGAGCUAACAGAAUGAUUACUACAAUAGAUGAAGCCUCAGGGUAGCUUCAUAGCGUUAGCGCAAAAUAAAUAUUUACUGCAGCUGUGUGUUGAAUAGACAAGGGAUAAGGGGCAGCAGCAACAAUAUUUAUCAGUGCAUUGUCUUCAUGCUGUUACUGCUGCUAGUGGCAUAUGGGCGAAGAAAAGUGGUGCUGACACUAUCCAUUGAUGCCGUAUGGAUUAGAAUGCAAUGUAAUGCACUCAGGAACAGUGAUACCACCUUUUGAUGUACUGUUGCCAUGCGCGCCGGUACAGAUGGGUUCAUGUGUUUCAUUGUGUAGUCUAGUCUUUUAUGUACGAGUGAAUGUACAAUUACAAUGUAAUAUUGAAUCCUUGUACCGGAUCGGAUCACACAAAAAUUAGAGCUCUGUAAUAUCUUAAACAGUGGAAGGGAAGCCGCAUCUACCACAGUGACUUUAGCUGUAGAAUAAAAUAGGAAAUACAAUACUUAAUGGAGCAAUCAGUAGCUUUAAUCAACAUAAAUCAUAAUGAGCUGCAUCAGUAAUAAACCGGUCUUUCUAAUACCAGAAAAUGCUCGAAGAAUUAUUCAA